Triticum aestivum (bread wheat) is the source of this 4635-nucleotide messenger RNA. RefSeq names its product ent-kaurenoic acid oxidase 1. The record is from RefSeq and is a predicted model, not a curated record. Gene Ontology annotation, biological process: brassinosteroid homeostasis; multicellular organism development; sterol metabolic process. NCBI's taxonomy places the organism in Eukaryota, Viridiplantae, Streptophyta, Magnoliopsida, Poales, Poaceae. Gene Ontology annotation, molecular function: heme binding; monooxygenase activity; oxidoreductase activity, acting on paired donors, with incorporation or reduction of molecular oxygen. The transcript has 6 exons. The coding region runs from base 2920 to 4449 and encodes 509 amino acids.
CUUGGCCUCGUACAAUGGAAGUAAAUGCGAAUCGUUCUGUUUAUCGAUGCAACUGCAUUUUGAUUAUUUAUUAAACUACUACUGCAUCUAAAUUAACAAGUGCAAUUGUAUCGAGGUUUUGACAGGUGCGGUUGUGUUGAAAUUUUGAAUUGGAAUAUAUCAGAUGGUUUUUGUGUCUGGGUGUUCUGUGCACUGUCUUGUGCAGUUAAGAGACAUCACACACAAAUAAUCUUACUAUUGUUUUGUGCUGUCCUAUUAUACUUUUUUUCCGAGAAUGAUUGUCUUUUGCUCUAUGUGGCCUUUCUUUUGUCCUAUUAUACUUGUGAGGAGAAAUACUUUUUUUUGUCUUUUGCUUUAUGUCGCCUUUGAUCUUAUUCAAGUAAUCCUCUGAAUCUUUUAUUUGCUGUUGCCACUCGAUUCUUGUCUGUUUCUUUGCAAAACUGUUCUGUGAACAGUGACUCAGCAACGUAGAGUACCACAUUAAUUUGCAACGAGGUGAGUCACACAUAGCCGUUACCAUAUAAAUUAUCGGUCCUAUAUUAUUCAUGCUCCUGGAUUCAGUCAUAUAUGUAUUUUCUUGGCCUUGAUGAUUCAAUAAUUUUUAUGAUGCUUUACUUCAUGGCCGCCGCAAGUUUGCAUCGCUGAUUGCUAAGUUAGCUACCACACAUUAUAUGAUCUCAAGCAUUUGUCUUAUGUCGCCUCAAAUUUUGUUUCACAUUGUUCUCUGAGUCAUUGUUUUGCACUUCUGCUAUUGCCACCGAGUCCUCUGAUUUAAUGCCAAUGCAGCUUCUCAGGUAUCUGAGAACUGCCUGCUACAUCUAAAUAAUAUCCAUACCUUGGUUGCUCCCUCUCAGAAUUCGAAAAGUACCCAACUCUAUACAUUGACUGUUGUGAAGAUCCUGAACACCAUUAUUUGCAAGCUACUUGAUACAGGUUCGGUUCUUGAUGAGAUGGAACCUGAAACUGUAUCUGUUGUAGUCUUGUAGAUAAGGCUGACAGCAGCAAGACUUGUGUGAUUGAUGUGUGUGUUUGUGAUGUGUGCGUUGGAACUUAGCUGUGAGUGUAGAGACGGUAUCCACCAGCCGGAAUAAUCUAAUAAUGUCACUUGUGUACUCAAUACAAGUACUCAAUCAUGCAUAUAUAUCGAGCAUGCAAUGCAGGAGUAAUUUGAUUCGACUAAUGAUGUUUGUAGUAUGCCUAUAUGCACAUUCCCGUGUCAUUUUAUUUGUCAUACACUUUAGGGUAUAUGCACAAUCUCACUGAAAAGUUUAGAUCCCAUCUGGAUUCUUCAACGAUGCAGCUUUGGUCUUCCAUUGGAACAUGAAUUAAAUGGUUUCGCCUGCAGUGUCAUUCUUCAGUGGUAAUUGAAGGGAUCUUGUUUUCUCUGGAAUGUCCAUGAAUACCACUGAAGAAAAGGGGGAGGAAACGACUUUACUCUGUAAUAAUCUGAAGUCAGUUUUGUAUUGUCUGGUCCAUACAUCAUAUCAGUGAAUUGGUUACUAAAUUAUGUUUAUCUAGCUUCUGGAUGAUUUAAGAGUACACCAUUUCUUGCUGUUGCUUGGCCUCAUACAAUGGAAAUAAAUACAGACGGUUCUUUUUAUCGAUGGAACUACAUUUUGAUUAUUUAUUAAACUACUUGCAUCUAAAUUAACAACUGCAAUUGUAUCGAAGUCCUAAAUUUGAUGUCUGAGAUGCUCUUUGUACCUGAGUGUUCCAGGCACUAGCUUGUGCAGUUAGAGACAUCACACACAGCAAGUAGUCUUAGGUUGCUGUUUAUUUUACUUGUGAGGAGAAAGGCUAUUGUUUUAUUGUAUUGAAGUCCUAAAUAUGCUGCUAUUUGAAUCUUUCCUUUGCUGUUGCCACUGGACUCUUGUCUGGUACUACAUUCUGUGAGCAGUGACUCAGCACUGUACAGUACUACAUUGUUUUGCAACAAUGUGAGCCUCAUAGAGACGUUACGAUUCAUAUUUUUGGCCCUUAGUAUUAUUCAUGUUCUUGGCUUCAGUCAUUUGUAUUCUCGUGGCUUGAUGAUUCGUAUUUGUCAUUCCUACUCAGCGCUUACUGGCUGUAAUAGUGUGAUGAUGGUUUGCAUCGCUGAUUGCUAAGCCAGCUAGGACGCAUUAUUGUUAAACUCAAUUAUUUCUCUUAUGCCGCCUCAAGUUUAUUCCACAUUGUUUGUCUGAGUCAGUGUUUGCAGAUCACAACUCUAAAUAUUGACAGUUUUGAAGAUUUUGGACACCAAUAUUUGUAGAUCACCAGCUACUCGAUACAGGUUCGGUUGUUGAUGAAAUUGAAUCUGAAACUUGAUCUAUCCGUUGUACAUAUAUAAGUUGCCAGCAGCAAGACUUGUGUGUGAUUGACGUGUGUGUUUUAACUGUUUAUGAUGGGAGAAGAGUUGAGCUGAAAGAUGAUGAUGAGGCUAAUGCAGAAACCAUUUCAGCCUGUUCAAUUCAGCCCUUUUUUUAGGUCUUUACCAUGCAAUGAAAAGAAGGGUAUUUGAAAUUUUGAAGUGACACUAACAUUUGUAUUAGCUUAAAGAAGUACUACAACCUAUUUGCCAAAUUAUAGUGCAUAGAAUUAUUUUUUCUAUAGUCAAACUUUUGACCAAGUUUAUGUAUACAAAAACAAUAAUUUACAAUACUAAAUAUCAUAUAAAAAUAUAUCUCAUGAUGAAUCUAAUGGUAAUAUGAAUGUUGAUAAUUUAUUUAUAAACUUCGUCAAAAUUUAAGGAUGACCUUGAAAAGAACUUAUAUGCACUAUAAUCUGGACUUCUGGAAGGGGUAAUUAUGUUUUAUUCAGCAGAUUUCUCAUCGGAGAUGCCGUUAAUUAAUUAUCGUUGGUUGGUGAGUGCUCGGCGUUGGAACCUAGCUGCGGGUGUAAAGCCGGCAUCUACGAGCCAGAAUAAUCACACAACGUCACAUGUGCAGGCUACGCACCAGCCAGACAUGCAAUGCGCGAGGUACUAGCAAAUCAAUGGCGAUAGCAGUGGGAGUAGGUGUGGGUGAGUGGGCAUGGUGGCUGGCCCUCACCCUCGGCGCCGUCCCGCUGCUCUGCCUCGCCGUCUGGCACUCCGCCGACGCGUGGUACCAUGCCGCCUUCUUCCUCAGGCACGGUGGCCGGCGCCGCCUCCCGCCGGGCCACAUGGGCCUGCCCUUCCUCGGCGAGACGCUCUCCUUCGUCUGGCACUUCAAGCUCGCGCGCCGCCCGGACGACUUCAUCGCCGCCAAGAGGCGCGCGCACGGCUCCGGGGCCGGCAUCUACCGGACGCACCUCUUCGGCUCCCCCGCCGUCAUCGCGUGCUCUCCGGCGGCCAACAAGUUCGUGUUCCAGUCCGCCGAUAACUUCGGCAUACGGUGGCCGGUGCCGGAGCUCAUCGGCCACAAGUCCAUGGUCAACGUCGAGGGCGCCAGCCACGCCAGGCUUCGUGGGAUCAUCCUCACCGCCAUCAACCGCCCCAGCUCGCUCCGGACCAUCGCCGCCGUCGUGCAGCCGCGUGUUGUGGCGGCGCUGGCCGCGUGGGCAGACAUGGGGACAAUCGUUGCCUCCACCGAGAUCAAGAAAGUGACGUUCGCGAACAUAUUCAAAAUGUUCAUAAGCAUGGAGCCGUCGCCAUUGACGGAGCAGAUCGACCAGUGGUUCGGCAGCCUGAUGGCUGGCCUCAGGGCAUUCCCCUUGGAUUUUCCAGGGACAACAUUUCACCGCGCUCGCAAGUGCCGUCGGAAGCUGAACGCGGUCUUCCGGCAUGAGCUGGAGGCAAGGAAGAAGGUGGACAAGAAGUGUGAUGAUCUCAUGAGCGGGCUGAUGUGCACCGAGGACGAGCAGGGGAAGAGGCUGAGCGAUGAGGAGGUAGUGGACAACAUGGUCAACCUCGUGGUCGCUGGCUACGAAUCCACAGCCAGCGCCAUCAUGUGGGCUACCUACCACCUGGCCAAAUCCCCCGUUGCCCUCGCCAAGCUCCGAGAGGAGAACGUGGCAGUGAGCGAAAGCAAAGGUGGUUCAUUGAUGAUCACCCAUGAUGACCUCCCGAGGAUGAAGUACACGGCGAAGGUGGUGGAGGAGACGAUCCGAAUGGCCAACGUCGCCCCCAUGGUGCACCGCGUGGCGAACCGGGACGUGGAGUAUGGUGGGUACACGAUCCCGGCGGGGUGGCCGGUGCUCGUGUGGGUGAGGUCGCUGCACACCGAUCCAGUCUACUACCAGGACCCCCUCACCUUCAACCCCGACAGAUGGGAUAAACCAGUGAAGCCAGGGACGUACCAGGCAUUUGGUGGCGGAUAUAGGAUUUGCGCUGGCAACAUGCUCGCGAAGUUGCAGAUCACCAUCAUGCUCCAUCACCUCUCCAUUGGUUAUGAAUGGGAGCUAUUGAAUCCUGAUGCGAAGAUCAAUUACCUUCCGCACCCAAGGCCACUGGACGGCGCAGCCAUGACCUUCCGUAAGCUUAGAGCUUGACGGAGAUGCGUUCAAUGUUUUUUUCUAGCUAUGCUAGUGCAUCAAUGUUAAUUCUAUUAGUAUUGUAUGAUCAUAUCAGAACUAUAGCUAGUCUAUCUUUUCCUGGAAAUGACAUUAUCUUUGUAAUAAAAAAUGGGCAUGUUGCUUUUAAAUUUGGACUACAAGGGACAAGACCAUUAUAAGCUA